AUGGCAGUUCCAAAAAAACGCACUUCUGCAUCAAAAAAGCGUAUUCGUAAAAAUUUUUGGAAAAAAAAAGGAUAUCGGGCGUCGUUAAAAGCCUUUUCCUUAGGAAAAUCUCUUUCUACCGGGAAUUCAACAAGUUUUUGUGCGACAAAGAAAUAA
This is a messenger RNA of Andrographis paniculata, 156 nucleotides long. Lineage: Eukaryota; Viridiplantae; Streptophyta; Magnoliopsida; Lamiales; Acanthaceae. The record is from the annotation of a RefSeq genome assembly.